AUGGCAAGAGAUGCAAGUUUGAAUGACAACAAGGAUAGUCCAUCAGAUACAAUAGUACCAUGUCUUAAUAGAGUAUUAUCCUACUUGAAUCGAUCAGAACUUGUGCAGACGUCAUUGGUGUGUAAAAGCUGGCAUCUGAUAUCAGCGUCAAGACUCUGGUCAAGCUUUAAAUUUGUCAGAGAACGAGACUUUGAACGAAUAUUUAAUAUACUGUCUAGAAGAAAUACAGCCACUCGGUAUGGGGAGUUUAUUACAUCAUUAGAACUUGUACACUCGGAUAAAGAAUUUCAUAUCAAUUCAAAUACAAUAUACUUAAUUACCGCUUUAUGCCCGAAUCUGUUGUCAAUCAGCAUUAAAUUUCAUCUUACACGUCCUGUUGCACCUCCUGUAAUUAAUCAUUUACCAAAAAAGAACCCAUUUCCACAAGCACAACCUAGAGUACGACCACCUUUACCUUUUUCUCGACCUAAUCAAUCAAUAGAUUCUAAUAGUAACAACAACAACAACAAUCAACCACCUGUAUCAAUACCCCCAAGGCAUACACAGUCAUUACCACUAGCUCACUUUGCUUAUAACUGUCUAAAACUUAAAUCGAUCCAUCUUGAUUCUUAUUCACCCAAGACAGAUGAUUCCGUUUAUGAAAUGGCUAAAUAUAUGACCUCUGGUAGUUUAGAAUCCAUCAAAUUCAACAACUGUUCAAGUAUCCAAAGUUCAACCCUCUGUAAAUUAGCAAUUACCAACCCUCAGCUGCGGUACAUCGAAAUCAUGGGCAGUACACCCGUGACAGAUUCGAGUAUAGCAACCAUAGCAGACCGGUGUGGUAAUUCACUCGAAUAUCUUUCGAUUGGUAAUGCUUAUCAACUGACAGAUAAAUCAAUGCAGUAUAUUGCUUCAAGAUGUAAACAAAUUCGACAUAUUUGUAUAUUUAACAACCAUACAGAAAAAAUUUCUGAAGAUACCCUCACAGCCAUCAUUACUCAUUGUUCAACAUUACAAACAAUCAGUCUAAGUGAUUCAAGAUGCCUAGGAUCCAACUUUUUCAAAUCAGUUGUUCAACGUGUAAAUAUAGAAAUCGAAAAUAUAAAUCAGCAUCGUGCAAAGAUCGAAUCAGGGUUACAAAGACUAUGUCUAGGUGGAGUGAAAAGAGAUAUCAUUCAAAGUAAUUAUAUCGAACAGCUAGUCGAUACAAGUGCAAGCAAACAUGAUUUACAAGAUCAAGAUGAAACAAUGACUGAUGACUCUAUUAUACCUAAUGACACUACUCCUAAUAAUUACCAUCUCCAAUCAAAAUUCUUACCAAAAAGUACCAUCAUUCGUGGAAAUACUAUAUGGUGGCAAAGGCGUCGUUUACUAUUACCUACUUGA
This is a messenger RNA of Rhizopus microsporus ATCC 52813, 1365 nucleotides long. RefSeq lists its product as uncharacterized. The transcript has a single exon. Bases 1 to 1365 code for a protein of 454 amino acids. Gene Ontology annotation, molecular function: protein binding. Gene Ontology annotation, biological process: SCF-dependent proteasomal ubiquitin-dependent protein catabolic process. NCBI's taxonomy places the organism in Eukaryota, Fungi, Mucoromycota, Mucoromycetes, Mucorales, Rhizopodaceae. The record is from RefSeq and is a predicted model, not a curated record. Gene Ontology annotation, cellular component: SCF ubiquitin ligase complex.